Acanthopagrus latus (yellowfin seabream) is the source of this 7712-nucleotide messenger RNA. RefSeq names its product fibronectin leucine rich transmembrane protein 2 (gene flrt2). Gene Ontology annotation, molecular function: protein binding. NCBI's taxonomy places the organism in Eukaryota, Metazoa, Chordata, Actinopteri, Spariformes, Sparidae. The transcript is spliced from 2 exons. The record is from RefSeq and is a predicted model, not a curated record. The coding region runs from base 1106 to 3088 and encodes 660 amino acids.
GAGAGAGAGAGGUGAGCAGAGCACACACGUCGCACUAUCAACUGAAUCCAUCUAAGAAAACAACUCGCAGGGAGUCCGGCUCUGAGCUGCGUUCACACACACUGAAGGCAAGUUUUGAGCUCCCCAUCGGUGAAAAAAAAACCAGAGCGCACCGGACGGACGCAGCUGGCCGUCAUGGCCCGAGGCGGAUCAGGCGGCGGACACUUCGGCGAGUGCGUCCUCACCGUUCGGUCAGAGUGUGGAAGAGGAAGCGGGCUCUGCUCUCACCCUGCCGCCGGUUUCUUCGGUCCUCAUGCGCCGCAGACGGUGCUGAGUUAAAGCGGAGGAGCUCCGGGAGCUGGAAACACCAAAAAAAAAAAAAAAGAAAAGAAAAGGAGGAGAGAAAAAAAAGAAAAAGUGGUGGACAGCGGUGCGGACGGACGCGCAGAGAAAGGGGGAACCCAUGCAGGGAAAUAUGCUGUUCCGUAGUCUCACCGGGUUCACGCUGCUGUUCGGAACCGACUCGCGCCAGCUGCUUUGCCGAACGGACCUUUACGCACGGGCUUCUUACAGCAGGACCGCAUGAAGGACGGAGGCUCGGAGGAAAAAAAGGGGGAAAAGUUGAACGCGGUCGCGGGUGUGUAACGGAUGAAGGCUCGCUGAAGGUCUCUGGAUCCAAAUGUCACCCCCCUUGGACUCUGCCCCAGCCGGGGACCAGCAGUGUGUGACGGACAGGCAAGUGGAGCCUGCGGUGGCUCUCGACUGCGUGUCUUCAAAUUGGCCCUGGCUGAGCUCUGCAUGGAGCUACGAGUGAAGAGUCCUGCUAUGGUCUGAUGUCUCAGCAUGGAUGGAGUCAGUCAGAGGACCGGCCACCACUAAUGAGGCCAUCGCUCUUCAGCUGAGGACUAGCAUUUACAGGAUUACUCCCACGGUUUCCUGCUCGUUUGCAGCUAACUGCAUCGUUACCAAACUCUCCUAGGUGGACCUUUCGUGGGUCUGUUUUUUUUUUUUUUUUUUUUUUUUUGGUGGAUAUAUACGUCAUUGCCUUUCUGAUUUUUGUAUUUGUUUCAUUCCUUUUUUUUUCUUCCUUUUAUUGGCUUCCGUUUUCCUGUUUUGUUUUUCCACUAUGGAGUUUCUUGCUGGACCCUGGAAUAAAGAUUGGGCUUCAUUCCUGCAGUUUUGGUUGACUGUCAUCCUAAGCCUCCAAAUGCAAUUCCGCCCGGGUGCCUCUUGCCCGGAGGAGUGUAGAUGUGACAUCCAGUAUGUGUACUGCAAUGAACGCAGCCUGACAUCAGUGCCUCUGGGGAUACAGGAGGGCUUCAAGGUCCUCUUCCUACAUAACAACCAGAUAAAUAAUGCUGGCUUCCCUCUGGAGCUUCACAAUCUGGCUUCCGUCGAGACUGUGUAUCUUUACGGCAAUCAGCUGGAUGAGUUCCCCAUCAAUCUGCCCAAAAACACCAGGGUCCUGCAUCUCCAGGAGAACAAUAUCCAAACGAUCUCCAAGGCGGCUCUGGCCCAGCUGACUCGGCUAGAGGAGCUGCACCUUGAUGAUAACUCCAUCUCCACAGUGGGGGUGGAGGAAGGAGCCUUUAGGGAGGCGGUAAGCCUUAAACUCCUCUUCCUUACCAAGAACCACUUAAGCAGCGUUCCCAUUGGCCUUCCCGAAGACUUAAAAGAGCUGCGGUUGGAUGAGAAUCGCAUUGCUGUCAUUGCAGAGGAGGCCUUUCAGAAUGUGACACGCCUGCAGCGCCUCUUGCUGGACGGGAACCUGCUUACGGAUGAGGGCAUUGCACCAGGGACCUUCCAGGACCUGGUCAACCUCCGUGAGCUGGCCCUGGCCCGCAAUUCACUCACCUUCCCUCCACCCCUCCUGCCCAGCCAGUCACUGGUCAAACUCAGCCUGCAGGAGAACCAGAUCGACAACAUCCCUGUGGCAGCCUUCGCUGCUCUAAAUAGGCUGGAAAAACUGGAUAUCUCCAGCAACCAGCUGCAGAGUCUCACGCAGGGCGUGUUCGAUGGCCUGUCCAGCCUGAGGCAUCUCAUGGUGCGAAAUAACCCCUGGCGUUGUGACUGUGCUGUGAAGUGGGUGGUGGUGUGGCUCAAAUCUUUGCCUUCCGCUAUCAAUGCCCGAGGUUUUGUGUGCCUGAGUCCAGACAAGGUGCGCGGCAUGGCAAUCAGAGAGCUCACGCUGGAUAUUAUAGAGUGCCCGGUUGAUGCUGACCUGCCGCCCUGGCCCACUCUCCGCUCCACACCACCUCCCCCUCCCACAACCAUCCCGAUCACCACCAUGAUCUCCACCCUCAUCACCACAUCCAUCCCUUACUACUUUGACUCACCCUCCCCUCCCUUACCCCCGAUCCAUAACAACCCUCCCGGUCCUCUCCCUCCUUACGAGGACCCCCUUCAGAUCUCCUUCCACGUGGUCAACUCCACGAAUAUCGAGGUGAGCUGGGCUUCCUAUUUCACCGUCACAGCCUACAAAGUCACUUGGGUCAAAAGGGGCCAAAGCCAAAUAAACGAAGGAAUGCAGGAGAGGACGGUGAGCGGGGACCGGCGGCAUGUAAGCCUCACUAACCUGGAGCCCCGGGCUGUGUAUCGGAUCUGCGUGCAUGUGCUGGACACCCUUAACUCCUACAGGCCCGGAGAGGAUACUGUAUGCUCCGAGGCCAGGACCAAGCCUGCCACGUCUCCCAAGACUCCUGGUAAAGAGCAAGCUCCUCAGGAGAGCAUGAACUCCACGCUGCUAAUGGCUGGGAUCAUUGGCGGGGCGGUGCUUAUCAUCCUGGUGCUGCUGCUCAGCCUGUUCUGCUGGCACAUGCACAGGAAGAGCAGGUCAUCUUCGACCAAGUGGAAAUACAACCGGGGCAGGAGAAAAGACGACUACUGCGAGGCUGGAACCAAGAAGGAUAACUCCAUUCUGGAGAUGACUGAGACCAGUUUCCAGAUAGUGGCGCUGAACAAUGAGCAGCUGCUCAAGGGAGAUUUCCGCAUUCAGCCCAUCUACACGCCCAACGGGGGCAUUGGAUUUAGAGACUGUCACCUCAGUAACAACAGCAUAGCCUACUGCAAGAGCAGCAACGUGCCCAGUACAGAGUUCUGCCACACGUGAUGCAGCGGCAAACAGUACAGAGGCAUCCACACACAUACACACACACACACACACACACACACACACACACACACACACACACACACCAGAAACAAUUAACAACACAUGCAUAAAUACACACACAUAUACACCAUUUGUGUAGACGACAAAAAACAUAAAAAUUCUAGUCAAAUAUAACUGUACUAUAUAUAUUUCCAAGUUCUGUCUACGAUGUAAUUUAUACUGUGGAUAAUAAUGUGGGAUUCUCUGCUAUCUUUUUUAUCCUUAGAAAAGAGAUACAAGUGUUUCUUUUUUUUUAUAACCAGCAGGGUUUUGAAAGUUGUUUUAAAUGGUCAGUACUGUACAUGAAAACAUGGAUUUGUACAAUCACGGCACCCUGGGUGGAGCUUCUGAUGGAAAAGCUGUCAGCCUUGGAAAUGUAAAGGGCGCUUAGAGGGCUGGGGUCCUUUGCUAACCACAGAAGCAAAAAAUAUGGCCUUUUAUUUUGGUUUUUGUUUUUUUUGUUGCGCUUUGAUACACUGCAAACCCUCCCUGGUACAACAGAACAGUAGUAAAGACAACACAGCACAGGGGAAAUCCAAACACUGCUGAUUAGAUCGCGGUGGAAAUAUAGCGCUGGUUCACUGGUGGCAUGUUGUAAAAAAGGAAUUGAAGUGCACUUUCUUGUUAAUGGAAGCGAGGCAGGAAAUGAGCAGAGGUGGUGAUCACAUGUAAGGGAUUGCGAAUGGUCGUGUAGGGGAAUGUCAUCAAUGCUGUGGAAAGAAAAAAAAAAGCCCCGGGACUGAGAUUUCCCAAAAGUGCCUUAACGCUAAAAGCAUCUUUGUUCUGUCGGUGAAGGUGGAACAAAGGUGGGCUUAGUCACAAGACACUUUUUUAUUGGAGAGGGGGAAUCUGAAAAAGAAGGAUGUGGCGUUUUCAGCACAUUUGUAUUUUUUUCUUCUUAGUGAGGACCUUCAAUUAUUAACACGAGUUUAAAAAGGCAACAAAGGAUUAUUGUCUCUAAUGAGGUGCGUGGAUGUGCUGAGACUUGCAGAUCCUUUUGGAAAAGAAAAGAAAAAAAAAAUCAUUUGUUCUGCUUCUUUUUUUUUUUUUACCCUGUUUUGGCGAGUGAGGCCACAAGGGGGCAGUUUCCCUCAGCGUCGUGUGUGGGACGGAGGAACAAGAGGGCAAGACAGACGGAGUGAAAGAAAGAAAGAAAGAAAGAAUGGGAAAAAAAAAAAAAGCUGCAGAGAUCACUUUACCCUCACCGUUCCCCCUGGAGUCCAUUACCCAGACGCCAUUACUCAUGCUCAAACGGCGUUGUUUAGAGUAUUAUUGCUCAUCGAGCUACUUAAUGAUGUGGAAUCAUUUAAAACUAACAGUGUUUUCUGUGUUUGGCGGUUAAAUGAUAUGGAUUUUCACCACUGUGGUGUCUCAUGAUGGGGGUGGGGGGUUUCUCCUCUUCAGCCCUAUGUGUGUGUGUGUGUGUGUGUGUGUGUGUGUUUAGAGUGUGUGAUGAGUUUUUACAAAGCACACGCACACACAACGCUCAUUAUACACCCACUUAUUUCAGCCUCGUCCUGGCGUUCAUUAGGCAUUUUGAUAAAUUAGGAAAUUACAACAGUGAGAUGGCCGUCCGCCCCGCGGUCCUCACACUGCGUGGUUGUGACCGAGCAGCUCAUCUAACGUCUCAUCACUCAUCCCUUUGUGUACGUUUACGAGACUGUCUACUUCAUUUAUGGCUCCAUUCACCUGGACAAUGCACCUGCUCGCCUCAUAACAUCGGCCCCUGCGAUUGGCGGCUCUCACCCCGUCUGCUCGCCAUUUUCUGUCUCAGAUCCCUGCAUGGGCUCAAUUAAAGCAGUUUUUCCUGCCCUUCAGCUUUCCUGGACUGGCGGUGGCAGCUCUUUGCAUGUGAGGUGCCAGUGAGAGGUCUUCAUUAUGCACUUCUUAAGAAGACUUUAUUUGAUUUGACAAGAUUUUAUUUGGAGGGGCCAAGCUUAGAGAAUUCCCACCGCCGACCCCUGCACCCCUUUCACCUCCCUCCCCCUCCUCGCCUCAUAAUCCUCGACCAAAAAAGGGAGAAAAAUAUGUAGACUUUAUUUUCACUUGGCUGCGUGGAGCUCACGCUGGGAGGGAGCAAGAGUGUGUGUUAACUCUUUGUGAGGCGCACAGAUACAGCCGCUCGAACACACACACGGUAAAAAGGAUCGACACAAUCCAGGCCGAACGUUUAAAGUCAAACGAUUUUCAGGCCUUGUGCUCGAGAUGUUCCAGAGGGUCGAGAUUAUCUCUGUUUGGAUUCACCUCCGCAGUCGGAAUAUCUCGGAGUAGCUGCACUUGCUUAAAUUCCAGCAAUAGCUCAGAUCACAAUCACAUGGGGCCUCUUUGUUGGAGUUUCAUUGAACGCUACUUCAAAAGCCAAAAUCUCUAUUAUCUAGAAAACAUUUAAAGAAAUCUUUGAACUUUUUUUGGGGAGAGAGAUACGCUCAUUUGCUUUCUUGCCGAGAGGAUAUAUGAGAAGUUUGGUGCCACAGCCAACCUCUUCAAAGGGGCUCUGUUGAACUUCUGUGUUGCGCUGGAAGCCGGAUCGUUAGUUAAUGUUAGCGGACUCAAAAUUAAAUUAACCAUAGCUACUUUUGCGGAGAGAGUUGGUAAGACGAAGCACUUGGGAACGUGCAGGUCACAUCGUUUGAACUGUUGAAACAAUUUAACAACUGAGCCUGGAGAUCUAUUUUCAUUCAGCUUCCUUUGCUGCUGCCUGUAGCUUAAUGUUUUCCAAACACAUUUAUGAGAGUGGGAUCAGUCUUCUCAGCUAACUCUUUGCAAAGUGUGAUUAAGCAUAUUCCUUUAAAGAUGCAAUAUGUUGGAAUUGGCCACCUGUCAAAUUCAUACUCCAACAACUAGGGGGCAACACAUCACCAGUGUAAUCGCUAACUGCUUCUAACUGUAGCCGCCGUUAGCUAGUAGGUUCAGUUAACUGUGUAGCUAGCAGUCAUAUUAGCCGCACCAGGAGCUCUGAGGAGUGCUGUUUAAUAUCAGACUAUCACCUCUCGGGGUACAAACUGGCCAAGGAUCAGCUGAUUAUCAUGCUAAGCUGUAACACAGUUCAUUGUCGUCUUUGAAUUAACGUCACAACUGUUAUUACUUCACAUUCUGUUGAUGGUUUAAGUUCAUUUUUAAAUGUUUUUCAACCAAACUUUCUACAUAUUCCACCUUCAUGUGGAAGCUUCUGUGAAAUACAUUUUAUGUUGCAACAAAAAUCAAUGAUAAAUAUAUUUAUCUAAGCAAAAUAAGACCUUAAGACUCAGUAACUCUGAGACAGGACUUGACAAGAUGGAUAUUUUUUUUCACGUCGGGCUGAUAAACAUAAAGAUCUUCUGUGGUUAUCAAAGCAUCUCCACUUUUUAUUUUAACCUUUUUCUACUAAUAUCCCCAGCGGACCAUGAGACACUUGAACAUUUACAUACGAUGUUGUCUACACUAUUGUUUGUUAAAGAGGAAAAGCCCUAUUUUAAGUCAUGUGCUGAUCAAACAAAACGGGGGGGAGGUCAGACUAGUGCAACAUAUAGUAUCUCUUCCGUCUGUGAAUGUGUAACGGAGACAGAUAUUUGCCUUACCUUUUAUGCAGGACUGAAUGAUAAGCAGCAGAGAGGGAGUUAAGUGGGAGGAAGGAAAGGAGAGCGAAAAAAAGAAGCGGCGACGAGAAAGCUGAACAGAAAGCACAUUUUUCUCCAAACGGAUUGCAGCCGCGGCAGGCAACAAUAACAGUAUUAACAGGAAGGACAACACUUAGCGUGGCGCGCGGUAGCUAACGAGAGACUGUUCGUCUGUAGUGCCAGACCUUAAGAGGCGCAUGGUUAAUGAUCCAAGCAGGCGAGGACGCUGCUUUAGUGGUUGUUUUGCAGCGUGCAUUACUCUUAAUUUCCUGAACACUUGGUAAAAGAACGCGGCUGUGACCAAUGGAGUCACAAAAGACGUGUCACAGACUCCGAGCAGUGGAUUAGUACUGUUUCAGGGUGCAGAGAAGUAAUUUCCCCCCUUAAAUCCAAUUGAAUGACAUUUGAAAUAAUUCAUCACUGAGAGGUAAAUUCAGACUAAACAGGAGUGGCUGAACCAGGAUAAUGUUUGGAAUCAUCUUUUUUCUUCCUGUAGGCAAAAAAAAACCCUUCACUGCAAAUAUCUAUUAGCCAGUCAACAUUCAAUCAAGGAUUUCUGCAUGAACUGUACUUUCUUUUUGUCAUGUCGGGUUUUCAAGUUGUUUUUUUUUUUUUUUCAAGCAAUCACCCAGCGGUGGUUGAGGGACAGCUUGAGCAACCGCACAGAAAAAAGGUUCUCACGUGGUUUUUAGAGAGAGAGGAGGCUGGAAAUUCACAGUUGCAUGUAAAACGGCUAUGUUGGAAUACUUCGCCAUCCUGGCUUCUCAUCGAGACACUGCUGUGCUCCGUUAGCCACCCACACCAAGUUUUUCUUAGGAACCAAAGUUUAAAAUUUCUGUUCUCAUGAUGAAAUAUUGAUGUUGUUCCAUGUAUGUGCCUUGAGGUUGAACUUACAAUGUAAAGUCCUUGAAACCUUUAAAUGUUUUUGCACAAACUGUAAAUACUUCAGUGAAGCUUUUUGAAAAUAAAAGAGCCAUUGGAUUUGA